GCGAGGCCGACGGAGUUGGGGGGAUGCUGGUGGAGGAGAGAGAGAGCGAGCGUGGCUAGGGGUUGUGAGGAGACGCGCGGCGCGGAGGCGGACGGUGGGCGGGCGCUGAGGUGACCGGGAUGGUGGAAGACUGACGCAUGACGCAGGAAGAAAGUGAACUGAAGGCUUGGCGCAGAAAGCUUUUCGGAAAGAAAGGUUACGUGAACUGGAGGUGAAAGGGUUGGAUACAGCUUUCCCCAUCACUUUACAUCUAUAUAUUGGUUUGUGCCUUAUCACCAGUAGAUCAAGGAGAAGGGUUAAACACUUUAAGAUGAGAAACAUUAAUGUUUGUUUGAGCUCUGAAGGGACUGAAGUGAUUUUAGCUACAUCAAGUGAUGAAAAACACCCACCUGAAAAUAUAAUUGAUGGAAAUCCAGAAACAUUUUGGACUACCACAGGAAUGUUUCCCCAAGAGUUCAUUAUUUGUUUUCACAAACAUGUAAGGAUUGAAAGGCUUUUAAUCCAGAGUUACUUUGUGCGGACCUUGAAGAUUGAAAAGAGCACUUCUAAAGAGCCAGUUGAUUUUGAGCAGUGGAUUGAAAGAGAUCUGGUACAUACAGAGGGGCAGCUUCAAAAUGAAGAAAUUAUGGCACGUGAUGGCCACGCCACUUACUUGAGAUUCAUUAUUGUAUCAGCCUUUGAUCAUUUUGCAUCUGUGCAUAGUGUUUCUGCAGAGGGAAUAGCAGUCUCAAAUCUUUCUUAAUAAUUAUAACAAAAUACUCUUGCACUAUUUUUUAACAAUAUAUUUAUUUAAACAUGAAGUUGUUAUUAUU
Molecule: messenger RNA, 812 nt
Organism: Eubalaena glacialis (North Atlantic right whale)
Lineage: Eukaryota; Metazoa; Chordata; Mammalia; Artiodactyla; Balaenidae
Gene: IFT25
Product: intraflagellar transport 25
Exons: 8
Coding region: 311-742 (143 amino acids)
Biological process (GO): intraciliary transport
Cellular component (GO): intraciliary transport particle B; cilium; centrosome
Source: RefSeq, a predicted model, not a curated record